AUGCUGCCUCACUCUUGGAUCAUGGGCCAUCUUCCCAUCAUGUUUGGGUUUCGCAAAGAGUAUCCAGGAGACAUCAAUAUUGGUACCUUCCACCCAUGGAUCAUCAAUAACUACCAGAGAUACUUUCCGGAAAUGGACCACUGCCCUCCAGUCAUUUAUCUGGAUCUCUGGCCUGUGUUGAAGGCACCCAUCGUGGCUGCGUACAAAAACACCAUUGCGGCACAGUUCACCCAGACGAAGAAUCUUGACAAGCAUCAAAUCUCCCUCGACUUCAUGUACCCGCUGACCAAGGGCUUAGACAUCGCUACCCUUCAAGGCGAUGAGUGGAAGAAAUGGCGAGGCUGGUUCAACCCCGGCUUCAGUUCGAGAAAUGUUUCGUCAAUGGUUCCUGAUCUUAUCGAAGAGAUUAAGGACUUUGCGGAUAACUUGCAACAAAAGGCCGGCUCUAAUGGAUCGUGGGGUCGCAUGUUUCAGCUCCGCAACAUGACGACGGCUCUCACUUUUGACAUCAUUGUCCGCGCAGUCUUAAUGGCACUUGCUGACCAGUUGAGGCUCAUGGGCAUAAGACAGGCCUUCAGUUUCGGCUACUUGUUCCCAUGGCAGAACAAAGCCGUGGAUCGUAACAAUCGCAUUGUUCAACACCAGCUUCAACCCAAUAUUAAGAGGCAGGUGGGCGCCGGAUUGACCCAACUAGGUACCGACCAACUUAUGAUGGACACCAUCUUGGGCAAUCUGAAGACCUUUCUUGUUGCGGGCCAUGAGACAACUGCCAGUGCACUGUGCUUCAUGUUCAAGGUUCUCCAGGACAACCCAGACUGCAUGGCCAAGGUCCGCACCGAACACGACGAGGUACUGGGUCUGGAUCCCGACCAAGCUGCUGACAUUCUGAGCAAGUCACCUCAGCUCCUCGGCUCCCUUCGGUAUACACACGCCGUGACCAAGGAGACUCUCCGCCUGUAUCAACUUGCCUCCACCAUGCGAGGAGGAGAGCCGGAAUUUCAUCUCAGUGAUGCUACUACUGGUCUGCAGUAUCCCACCGAAGGGUUUCUUGUGUGGGAUGGCGGCCCGGGUAUGCAGCAUAUUACGUAA
Colletotrichum abscissum is the source of this 1089-nucleotide messenger RNA. Its product is annotated as VerA protein. NCBI's taxonomy places the organism in Eukaryota, Fungi, Ascomycota, Sordariomycetes, Glomerellales, Glomerellaceae. The record is from RefSeq and is a predicted model, not a curated record. Gene Ontology annotation, molecular function: monooxygenase activity; heme binding; iron ion binding. Bases 1 to 1089 code for a protein of 362 amino acids. The transcript is spliced from 3 exons.